AUGUCGAUCAGCGAGACCACCGCCACCCUCCUCAAACGCCGUGACGUCCAAGGACAGAUCAUCACCUGGAACCUCGACGACGAUGCCCCGGGUGCACGCCAGAUCGCACACGGCCCUGGCCCAGACGUAGGCGAGGAGCUGAUCGACGCCGUCAUUGAGGCUCUGGAAGACUAUAUAAUGGAAGACACCAUGGUGCAAUCCCUGGCAAUGUCCACCGAUUGGGCGACAAUCGUUAUCGACGAUUUCCGGGGUAUGUUCGGAAGUCAUACGUUGAAGAUGAUGGCAAAUGAGGACAAGGCAGGUCGACCCUUAUCUCAACCAAGUGAUCGAGAGACAUUGGACGAUUCUGAAUCCACUGGGCCACCCGACGACCCGCCUCAAGCAAACCCGAACGAGCUCAAAGGGUAUAUCGCAACAUACAAUGUGUCUCCUGGAGCGCCUGGACCGCAUAGCCGUGGGAUCGAAGUCGACAACUUAUGGAAUCUCCGAGCUCUUGUGGCAGAGCUGAAGAAUGUCAAGGACAAGGGAGUCAUCGUGAGCGUUAUGUAUAACUGCGAGACCGCCAUUAUCACCGUAGACGCGCCGAACGGUCUGUGA
Molecule: messenger RNA, 597 nt
Organism: Trichosporon asahii var. asahii CBS 2479
Lineage: Eukaryota; Fungi; Basidiomycota; Tremellomycetes; Trichosporonales; Trichosporonaceae
Exons: 2
Coding region: 1-597 (198 amino acids)
Source: RefSeq, a predicted model, not a curated record